GGAUGCCCGGUUGCUGGAAUGGAAUCUCCCCUUUUAGGGGCCUGGGGUCCUCAGGAUUGCCGAAGCCUCAGCAAGACCUGAAUGGGUUGCAGCCCCCCCCCUUUCGGGAUAAAGUGGGGAGGGGGCCUGCCUGAACCUUCCCUGGUAGCAGAUCCUGGGAUUUGGGUCGGUGGGGGGGAGAGGUUGUUUGUGGGAAGGGGCUGUGCCUGGACGGGCCCGGAGUCCCCUUUUCCUGGCCAUGGCUGGGCUGUGGGUCGUUUCCCCCCCACCCCCACCCCUCCCUCUCAGGUAUGUCCGAAAGAGGAGGAGGCUGCCUGACAGUCCCUGGAUUUGAGAGACGAGAAGAGAAUCCAGGCUCUUCUGCCACUUCAAUGGUCUCCAGGAAGCUGAUUUCCAAGAAGAGCCGAAUGAUUCAUAAACAUGGAAUCAAAACCAGCCCUUGGUCACUUCCUGCCUGUGGUUGGUCUUCACCCCGGAGGGAAAAACAGCUCUGAACUGCCUGUGAACUUUAGAGAUGAAUUGAAGCCAAUAGCAAUGGCGCUUAGACUUCUAUGCCGCUUUACAGCCCCCUGUGAGGGGCUUCAGGAGUCGGCCUAUGGCCCACAACUAUCUGGCUCCUCGGUCUAUUGACUUUGGAAGGACGGGAAGCUGAGUCAACCUUGAGCCGGUCAGGAUCGAACUGCCGGCAGUCUGCGGAGUUAGCCUGCAAUACUGCAUUCUAACCACUGCACCACCGUGGCUCAAUGAUGUGGCUCCAUCUUGUUGCUGGAAUGUAGUUGGUCAGACAAGAAUCAACAACAAUUUAUUAUCUAUCUAUCUUGAUAGGCUGGCAGGCUUCCAGAGCAGCCUCGUUGCUGUUUCUUUUGUGCUUGAACGAAGCUGCGCCUCUAAAUUACCAGCGACACCUAAAGAAUCGAGUCCUAAUAAUUACAAUAAUGGCUUAUCACAAUGCUCUCCGAUUCUUAAGUCGCCGUGAACAAGACGUCUUUGGAGACUGAGCUACCCUAAGUGCAGAAGGAGCGGGAAAGGAGGACUUGGUGCCAAUGCAGCAGCAAAAAAGACAACCAGAGUUAGUGGAAGGGAAACUUCCCGUCUUUGUUUUUCCUACCGAACUCAUAUUUUAUGCUGAUGACCAGGCGAAGCACAAACAGGUGUUGACUCUCUACAACCCUUAUGAGUUUGCCUUAAAAUUCAAAGUUCUAUGUACAACUCCAAAUAAAUAUGUCGUGGUGGAUGCGGCUGGCGCAGUGAAGCCUCAGUGCUGCAUUGAUAUAGUGAUUCGUCACCGAGAUGUCCGACCUUGCCAUUAUGGAGUGAUCGAUAAGUUUCGGCUCCAGGUCUCUGAGCAAAGCCAGAGGAAAGCCCUGGGAAGGAAGGAAGUGAUUGCUACUCUGCUCCCCACUGCGAAAGAGCAGCAGCAGAAGGAAGAGGAGGAGAAGAGGCUGAAGGAGCAUUUGGCCGAAAGUGUAUUUCUGGAGCAGACUCUCUGUCAGCCGGAAAACAGAAUUGCCUCAUCGGGGCCUAGUUUACUCACCGUCUUUGUGGGAAUCCUGUGCAUCGCUGCUCUUAUGCUUCCCACAUUGGGAGAAUUGGAUUCCCUGGUGCCUCUCUACCUCCACUUGAGCGUGAAUCAGAAGUUAGUCGCUGCUUACGUAUUAGGUCUUAUCACCAUGGUUAUCCUAAGAACAUGAGUGAUAUUUUAAUGGGAUGCGGAAAGUCUUUUUUUAAAGAAGGUGUUAUAAAUUCACGUCAUGAAUGUGAAUUGCCUUUGACUCGCAUUGAGCUCACUGAGAUGCUGUGGAAAAACCUAUUCAGUGAUUUACAGUAUGGGUUUUUUUUAAAAAAAAGAAAAAAAGCAAUGUUUUAACUAUGUUUAACCGAAACGAUUCAAGCCUUUGGCCACACUUCUGUUACGGAACAGCUCUAAAAUGCUCAGCGAUGAAACGAAUUCGGAGCGCAUUUUUAUCUUUGCAUCCACCGGGCGGAAUUCUUUUAACGCAAGAAACCGUUUCUGUUGCUUUUUUUUUUUUAAAGAAAAAUAAUCCACCUUGCCCCACCUGUUGUCUGAUCGUCACGAACCCCCAGUGGACGCGCCUGCAAUGUUAAUUCCUCGUCUUCUCCUCCCGUGUCAUGUGUUGCCACUAGCGCGAAGUGACUUUUGCGUAGCGCUGCCGCUUCUCAAGAUGGCAGAAGGUUAUUCGGAACGGAUUACCUGACGGUGAACGUUUGAUAAAAGGCCGGGGGGGGGGGCAGGAGGCAUCGUGUUUACAUAGCGAUCUAGUUUGCUGACGGAUCCGUCACCGGGGCAAGAAAACGGGGCUGCGCUCGCCAUUUCUGUCCAGUUCCGUGGCCUCCGUUCUUUGCCAUUCGGGCUUACCCGGCUCAUUUUCGGCCAAGGUGUUCUUAACCCACCUCCGGGGUGGGAUGCGGACUAACAUUCCCUUAACUGGCGCCGACGACCUCAUUACGCAUCCAAACUUAAGACAGCGCUUCUGCCCCUGCCCCUCCCCUUGCGUGCAAGAUGUGCUCGGUCUCUUCGCACAAAAACGAAAACCCAGAAACUUGACUUUGAGAAUGGAUGCUUCUUGCAUCAUUUUGUCCCUUGGAAUGAAUGAUUGUCCACUCGGGCGCCUUGUCUAAGGAAACACGUUGUUUUCUUUCCGGGACCUGGUGGUUCUGUUUUUAAUCCCUUCCUCCCUCGUCCACCCUCGUCUUUUUUUCUUAAAAGGUCUAAUGCACUUUGACUCUGUAAGGAAUGUUUUUGGAGGAUUAAACCUUUGCACCCGCU
Messenger RNA from Ahaetulla prasina, 2788 nucleotides. RefSeq names its product motile sperm domain containing 1 (gene MOSPD1). Lineage: Eukaryota; Metazoa; Chordata; Lepidosauria; Squamata; Colubridae. Gene Ontology annotation, cellular component: cytoplasm. The coding region runs from base 1044 to 1691 and encodes 215 amino acids. The record is from RefSeq and is a predicted model, not a curated record. The transcript has 7 exons.